Pararge aegeria (speckled wood butterfly) is the source of this 1108-nucleotide messenger RNA. Its product is annotated as troponin C, isoallergen Bla g 6.0101-like. Gene Ontology annotation, molecular function: calcium ion binding; enzyme regulator activity. The record is from RefSeq and is a predicted model, not a curated record. The transcript is spliced from 6 exons. Bases 163 to 624 code for a protein of 153 amino acids. NCBI's taxonomy places the organism in Eukaryota, Metazoa, Arthropoda, Insecta, Lepidoptera, Nymphalidae.
UACUCGUGGUUUGUGCGGGAUGAAUGAAUCCGAGCCAACCUGGGUGAUAUAGUAGCGCGUCUGAAACUAGUCGCGCAGUUUAUACAGCUGAAAGGGCUUGUGUUCCUUGUACUUUGGUUCGGUAUCGUCUAUACCCUAUCGCUGUUCUUUUAAUUCCAAACAAUGGAUGAACUUAACAAGGACCAGAUUGCAAUCCUCCGAAAGGCUUUCGAAGCUUUUGACCAUGAGAAAAAGGGCUGCAUUGGUACUGUGAUGGUUGGCACUAUACUUCAGAUGUUGGGACAUACAAUCACAGAUGAUAUUCUCAAAGAAAUCAUCGAUGAAGUGGAUGCGGACGGUUCCGGUGAGUUAGAGUUCGAGGAGUUCGUGACCUUAGCAUCUAGAUUCAUGGUUGAGGAAGAUGCGGAGGCGAUGCAAGCUGAACUGAAGGAAGCAUUCCGUUUAUAUGAUAAGGAAGGUAACGGUUACAUCACGACAGCUGUUCUUCGAGAAAUCCUAAGAGAGCUUGACGACAAAAUCAGUGCUGAGGAGUUAGACAUGAUGAUUGAGGAAAUUGACUCCGACGGCUCUGGAACCGUUGACUUUGAUGAAUUCAUGGAAGUCAUGACUGGAGGAGACGACUGAAAAUUUAAUCCAUAUCAGUACUUAUGUAUCUACAUUCUAAGAAUACUUCUAAUUCUAUACUUAAGCGAUUUUGGUUUUAUUUUUACUAUGUAUUUUGAAAAAAGAAGGUGGUUUUAAUUCCAUGCGAUUUUUUUUUCUUCUUUGUGAUAUGACUUCCAUAUUUCCGUCAAAGCUAAAUCAAUUAUUUCUAUAAACGUUUUAUUUCAUUUCAAAGGAUUCCUCUCUCUUAAUUCACUAUAGAUAAAUCAACGUUUUAGUAAACAAUCUAUAGUAUGCUAUAAUUCGAGAUACGUUUUAUUUUUUUAAUCCAUUUUUAAACUUGGCCAGUAUUUUGAUGUUUUUUAGAUAUUGAUCGUAACAAGAAGGAAGUAUAUUCGUAAACAAUAUCGAAAAAAAACAAAGUACAAGUACAAGUGACUUACCUCAUUUUCAAUGUGAAAAUUAUUAUUUUAAAAUUACAAUAGCUAUUAAAUGAUAAUUAAAA